AGGCUAGACCAAGUCUCUCUUCUUCUUCUCCUAUAACUUCACUUGGUGGCCAGCUCUGCUCACGUUGAUUCCUUUCUUCUCCUUUGUCUUAUCUCGGAAGGAUUUGAAGGACACCGAGAUGAACCAAGCCCGACCUCGCUAUGUCGUCGACCGGGCUGCGUAUUCUGUCAACUUCUUUGAUGAAGAGUUUGAGAAGAAAAAGAGAAGUUACCCGCUGGGGGAAAAAGUCAAGAACCUUUUCAGAUGUUCAUCAUCCAGGUUCAAAGUCAUCAUCUACAGUCUGUUUCCAAUACUCGUUUGGCUCCCCAAAUAUAAAAUUAAAGACUACAUUGUGCCCGAUAUCCUCGGGGGAAUCAGUGCGGGGACAAUACAAGUGCCACAAGGGAUGGCCUUUGCGCUGCUUGCCAAUCUGCCUCCCAUCAAUGGACUCUACUCCUCCUUCUUCCCUUUGAUACCCUACUUCAUCCUAGGUGGCAUCCACCAGAUGGUCCCAGGCACCUUUGCUGUCAUCAGCAUUAUCGUUGGGAGCGUCUGCCAUGAUCUGGCUCCUGAAUCCGAUUUCCAAUACUUUAACCAUACCACCAAUGAGAUAAACAUCAACAACACAGCCAUGGAGGCAGCCAGAUUGGAGAUCUCCGCCACAUUAGCUUGUCUGACAGCCAUCAUACAAGUAAGGACAUCUCAGCACUAAAGCUACAGUGUCCACUGCCUGAGCUAAGCCUAACCCUUCCCCUUGUAUGAAGUUGAACAGUGACUGGUUACACAGGACAACUGCAGUGGGAUUUUGUCAUUUCUACACCCUUGAGGAAGGGGAUGGCAGUGCCAGCAGGUGCAACAAUUGGGACUGUUUCCAAGUAGGUGAUACCUGGAGACAAAGGGUUUGGA
Trachemys scripta elegans is the source of this 885-nucleotide messenger RNA. RefSeq names its product solute carrier family 26 member 9 (gene SLC26A9). The transcript has 4 exons. The record is from RefSeq and is a predicted model, not a curated record. The coding region runs from base 119 to 691 and encodes 190 amino acids. Lineage: Eukaryota; Metazoa; Chordata; Testudines; Emydidae. Gene Ontology annotation, biological process: transmembrane transport. Gene Ontology annotation, cellular component: membrane. Gene Ontology annotation, molecular function: chloride transmembrane transporter activity; sulfate transmembrane transporter activity; oxalate transmembrane transporter activity.